Molecule: messenger RNA, 3580 nt
Organism: Cydia pomonella (codling moth)
Lineage: Eukaryota; Metazoa; Arthropoda; Insecta; Lepidoptera; Tortricidae
Exons: 1
Coding region: 165-1046 (293 amino acids)
Molecular function (GO): nucleic acid binding; zinc ion binding
Source: RefSeq, a predicted model, not a curated record
GUAUAUGUUGGGUAACCUAAUAAUAACCCAUAGGUGGGUAGCUAGGUAUUCUUUGUCUCAGAAUAAAUGGUGCGCGUUCAAUACGUCUUUUAUUUAUCAGUGGCGAACGAGGUAAAAAUAAUUAAAAAAAGACAGUGUCAUAGUGAAACAGCAAGUUUAAAACAAUGUCAGUGGGAAAGUUACGUGAAUUUGAUAUGAAAAGUGGCAAUUGGACUGCAUAUUGCGAGCGAGUGGAGAUGUACUUCGUGGCGAACAAGGUGGACGAUACCGUUAAGCUGGCCACGUUGAUUGCGGGCAUGGGAGAUGAGGCCUACGAGUUAUUAUCAACCUUGGCGAGUCCGAAGAAGCCCUCAGAAUUAACUUACGUGGACGCCGUCGACUUACUUAAAAAACAUCUGCAACCUAAACCUUCUAUUUUGGCCGAACGAUAUAAAUUCCGGCAGCGACGGCAAAUGGAGGGCGAACUAGUAGCGGAUUACGUGGCAGAACUUAAAAAGUUAUCUUUACAUUGUGACUUUAAAACGACUUUAGAAGACAAUUUACGUGACCAGCUAGUGUGCGGCAUAAGAAGUGAAAAUACGCGGCAACGACUUUUCGCGGAGGACGAUAAAAUAACCUACGGCAAGGCGGUGAAACUAGCGUGCACUUUGGAGGCGGCCGAACGGGAUGCCAGCGCAGUAGACCAAAACCCGAGCACCCACAUCGAUGUGAACAAAAUAAAUAUAAUGUUUAAAUGCAUGGCUUGUGGUGAUACUCAACAUAAAACGGAAAACUGUAAGUUCCGAAAUUAUGAUUGUAGUUUUUGUAAAAGGGUCGGUCACUUGCGGAGGAUGUGUCCAGAAAAUCAUGUAACGGGUCAAGAGCCGAAUCUGAGACGACGAAAUGAAAUGGGGGAGGAUCCCAUGCGCGCGUCACGCGGGGCGAGCGUGAGCGGCGACAGACGGCGCGGGCGCGGCGGCCGCGGACGAGGCGGCGCGCGCGGGCGCAGGGCUACUGGUGCCUACUGGAUGCAGGAGCCAGUCGACGAGAUGACCAUUUCGGAGUAGUCGGGAGUGACUGUUGUUGAUGGUGAUGAUGAUGGCGGUUACGAUGAUGAAGAACCUAUGUACCAGAUGUCCUUGGCAAACUAUAAACCGGUGUGUAUGUCACUUUUAGUACAGAAUAGGCCCUUUCAGAUGGAGGUUGAUACGGGAUCAGCUCUGUCUUGUAUUAAUGGAGAUACCUAUAGGCGAUGUUUUAAUGAUUUACCUAUAAAACCUUGUCGCAUAAACGUUAGGUUUUAUGACAAGUCUGUAGUAAUACUUCUGGGAUAUUUAGAGGUGAAAGUAAGUCACAAUAAUAUUACAAAAGUAUUUGAUCUGUAUGUUUUAAAAGGCGCGGAUAACACUAAUUUACUCGGUCGACAGUGGCUAUUCGAGCUAGAUAUUACAAUUCCCAAAGUAAAUUCAACACCUGUAUUACAUAAUAAAGAAACGGACAAAAGUGUAAUGAUAAACGACCUUAUUUCCAGGCAUGAAUCACUGUUCGAUGGCACGCUGGGCCGGUAUAACGGCCCGCCGGUGCGGCUAAGCGUGCGCGAGGGCGCUGAGCCGAUUUUCUGUCGCGCGCGACCUUUGCCCUAUGCAAUGCGAGCGCGCGUAGAUGCUGAGCUGGAUGCCAUGCUGCGCGCCGGCGUUAUCGAGCCCGUAGACCGCUCCGACUGGGCCACUCCUCUGGUAAUAGCGAGCAAAGCGGAUGGCGGUAUACGUAUAUGUGCGGACUACAAGGUAACUCUUAACCGAGUUUUACAGGUCGACAGAUAUCCGGUUCCAAAAUUAGAUGAUUUGUUUAGUGGGUUGAGUAAUAAUAAAUAUUUCACUAAACUAGAUUUAUCUCAGGCGUACAACCAAUUGGUUUUAGAUGAAGAUUCCCGGGCUUACACGGUUAUUAACACCCAUCGCGGACUUUUCAAAUAUAAUCGCUUAGUUUUUGGUUUAGCGUCAAGUCCGGGUAUUUUCCAAAAGUUUAUGGUUAAUUUAUUAAGGGACAUUCCGGACGUAGUGGUAUUUUUUGAUGAUAUUUUGAUAAAGAGUAGGGAUUUGGAUAGUCAUGUCAAAGCUAUUGAACAGGUUUUUACGGUAUUACAAGCUAGUGGGUUAAAAUUGAAAAAGAAAAAGUGUGAUUUCUUAUCAAGGCAGGUAGAAUAUUUAGGGUUCAUUGUUGAUGAAAACGGCGUGAGAGUUAACCCUGAUAAAAUUAAACCAAUAGUAAAUAUGCCGCAUCCGACGAAUACCACAGAACUAAAAUCAUUUUUAGGAAUGGUCAACUUUUAUGGCAAAUUCGUAAAGAAUUUGUCAGGGUACCUUGGUCCUUUGUAUGAGUUACUCAAAAAGGGUAGGCAUUUUAUAUGGGGUAAAAUACAGAACGAUGCUUUCGAGUACGUCAAAAAGUUACUGUGUAGCACGGAAGUGCUAGCGCACUACGACAUGACACGCACCACGGUGGUGACUUGUGACGCAUCCGCGCGUGGCCUUGGGGCCAUACUGGCUCAACGUUUGCCCGGUGGGGGGGAGCACGUCGUCGCGUACGCAUCGCGCGCACUCACCGCGCAUGAAAAACAUUAUAGCCAGAUUCAUAAAGAAGCACUUUCCAUUAUUUACGCAGUGGAUAAAUUUCAUCAGUACUUAUACGGAAGGAAAUUUAUUUUGCGUACUGACCACAAGCCUCUGGUGAGCAUUUUCGGGCCUAACACCGGCGUACCCGUGACGGCAGCGAGUAGGUUACAAAGGUGGGCAAUUAAAUUAUCAGCGUACGAUUUUGUCAUUGAGUAUGUACGUACGGAUAAAAAUACGGCCGAUGUUCUAUCGCGAUUAAUUAAAACGCAUAGGGAGGAAGCGGUUGCCGGGGAGGAGGAACUGCCCGAGCAGACUUAUUUGCAUUUUGCAACGGAUUCGUUGCUUUUAGAUUAUAAGGUCUUAAAACGAGAAACUAGUAAAGAUCCCAUUUUAAGUCGUGUUUUGGCUUAUUUGUCUGACGGCUGGCCGUCGGACAUAGAAAUUAAUGAACUCAAACCGUAUUUUAAUAGGCGGGAUGAAUUAUAUUGCGAGCUUGGAUGUAUUCUAUGGGGUCGUCGCGUCGUAAUCCCAUCGUCCUGCAGGGAACGGGUUAUACGCGAAUUGCACGAGGCGCACAUGGGGAUAGUAAAAACAAAGGCAUUAGCUAGGAGUUAUGUGUGGUGGCCGGGCGUAGACGAGGCUGUCGAAGCGCGGUGUCGUGCGUGCGCGGUGUGCGCCAGCGUAGCCGACGCACCGGCCGGACACGUGCCGUGCGCGUGGCCUUGGCCGGACCGUCCUUGGGCAAGACUUCAUAUCGACUUCAUGUCGAUUGCGGGUCUGACUUAUAUGAUCACCGUAGACGCUUGCUCGAAAUGGAUAGAAGCCACAAAAAUGAAAACCACCACCGCGCAUUCGGUAGUGGCGGUAUUACGUGAUAUGUGGGCACGAUUUGGGCUUCCAAAGCAGUUAGUUAGUGAUAACGGGCCGCCAUAUACUAGUUCUGAAUUCGAAGCAUUUCUGAAGCGAAAUGGUAUCGAGCACGUCUU